Molecule: messenger RNA, 2977 nt
Organism: Tachysurus vachellii
Lineage: Eukaryota; Metazoa; Chordata; Actinopteri; Siluriformes; Bagridae
Exons: 4
Coding region: 46-2016 (656 amino acids)
Biological process (GO): intracellular protein localization
Cellular component (GO): cytoplasm
Molecular function (GO): protein kinase A binding
Source: RefSeq, a predicted model, not a curated record
CGCCUGUUUUCGCAGCAGCAUCAGACACAACUUUCCUGUGUGAAGAUGAUGACUGAAGACUGGUUGUGCAGUAGAGUGAAACUUUGUCAGCUAAUCACUGGCUCAAAUGUUGGUUCAACAAAUGUCCAGGAUCCAUUGGAAGUGGUGAUUGAUACAGAGUCAUAUCCUGAACCUCACUACAAUCCAUCAUCUAUCCUCCUGACAUUGGAGGCCUUCACUUGUGCCUUCAAUGAAUUGCAAGGCAGGAGGUCAGUUGUGAAGGUGAACUGCAUGGAUCAGAAAGCUCUUGCACCCAACCCACUUCAGACAGAAGUUGUUCAUCACUUUGCUGAGAUGUUUUCUGGAGACAUCCUGGAUGCAGCUCUAAGAAAACAGGACACCCAGUUCACUGAAGAUGGUGGUCAAAUUUGUAGCCUGACUCAAAUUGAGGAUUACAAGUGGACAACGAGUGAUUUGGAAACGCUUGCUAAGAAAAUAGCAGCUGAAAUCUAUAGCACUGCACUGCAAGAUCUAGCCAGACGUGGUAGCCCUGCUGGUAGGAAAUCUGAAGAACAGCCAGAUGCGGUUCAAACAUAUGAAAAAGAGAUCAUUAGUGAAGUUCACAGUGAGCAUACCUCCUACCUUUGCUCCUCUAUGCACCAAUGCGACCAAGGAGGACCUACAACAGAAGUAGAUGAUAUCUAUCCCAGAAGAUCUACCACCAAUCCUACCACUCUGGAUGACAUGGCCCAUGUGGGUUCGCUUGACUACCCUGAUGCUCCUCCAAGUACUCCUUUACUGCCAGAGAUGAUGAAGAGCCGUGCGAGCUUCACCAGGAAACUGAAAGGCGGACUGGCUAAGGAGUUCCUACCCUCGACCCCUCCACCCACCCCGAAAGAUCAACAAUCUCUAAUGGAGGAAAAAAUGACUGACUGUACUGCAGACAAAUCAGAGUUCAUGGUUCGGUUGAUGCGUUCGCUCUCACUAGCCUGCUCACAGCUUAGGGAAGAUAACACCACAGAAAACGAGGCCAGGUUUCAAAGUGAGAUUUCAGACUAUGCGGCACAGCUCUCAGUAAAUAUCAUCCACUGCAUCACUGCUGCCCAAGAAGGCAGAAAUAGAAAUCUAGAAAUGCCUGUCAGAGAUGUGCAGGUCCUGGCCGACAACCUGACAGAGGAGAUCAUUAGGACAUCUAUAGCAGAGGUUAUAAGGAGCAAGAUAGAGGACAGAACAAGCCAAGAAAGUUCAUCUUAUUUGGAGAACACAACCCAAGUUUUAAGUGAUAAUUUACUGUCAGUGUCAAUCCCCGUUAUCCGUCCUGUGGAGGCUUUGAGAGAUAUGGCUGGCAAACUAAUCACUAACACACUGGUCCAGGCUUUCUCCCAGCUGGGAAGUGGUUCAUUACAGCAUGCCACCAGCAAACAGUUCCCUGAUCCAGCAUCUGAACUAAUGCCAUGGGAACAAGGGACUGAUCAAUAUUUAAAUACAGGUUUGUACUCCCCAAACUCCCAUCAACCAGAAAACAAUGGAUGCUCUAAUGUGAAUUUAGAGUCUAAUUAUAUCUCACUUGACUCCAGAACUGGGACAGAAGAGCAUGUUUUUGCUGAGAACUUUGUGCAAGAAGUGCUCAAGUGCUCAAUAAGAGAAGUUUCAGGCUGUCACUUAAGGUGUAAACAAAUAUCCGUUAAUUCAGAUAGACUGAGUUCCUCAGCAGCAUCUGUUCCUGUGGUGAGGCAGGCUGUGGUGAGGGCUUUCAUAUCGGAAACACUCGGCCAUGAUACACAGGAUCUGCAGUGUGUCCUUCUCUGGGCUGCAGCAUCUCACAUGGGAAUUUCCACAUUACAGAUUGACCUAACUGACAAGCACGUUCAGCAACAGCUCAACAGGGUCUUUCUGCAAGCUCAGAUUCACAGCUGGACUGUGGGCCAUCUGAUGACGUCUCUCCUCCAGUACUGUGAAGAUCUACAGGCCACCACCAGAGGGCAUUCUAAGAUUUCGACCUCUCUCCUGGGGCAUCUACUGCUCACACAAUCAUAAGUUGUACGGUUCUGGACCAAAGCUUGAAUCAAUUAGGAUUAAACAUCGGUCUAGGAAAGGAUUUUCUGUUAUUAUAUAUUAAUUCAUGAUUGACACAGUGUAAUGUGAAAUCUACAGACGAGUGCACGGAAAUGAUUACCGAUGAGAAAAAGAGCAGUCUGAGCCAAAGAAAAUAAAUUGGGUUCAACUUAGUAUAAGACCCAUCUGCACACUCUCCUGGAGUCAAACUUAUGAUGAUUAAAACAUGACAAAAUGUGUGUUCAAUUUUCUACUUAAAUCUGCUACAACACUUAAAGUUGGCCAUCACUCUUGAGACGUCACUCAUUCAGGAUGGAACAUCUCUCAAACUCUGUGCCUCUGGAUUUAUAUCCAUGAUCAACUCUGCAUGGGAGCAAUCUGCAGAGGAGAACAGAGAAGUGACUAAAACUGCAGCAUUUUAGUGGAACACCAGGCUGAUCCAGAAAGAUGGCCAUCAACAGAGCGUAACACCCAGCUGGACACUCAGCUGGGAGGAAACCGGAAUCAAGCCAACAGAGUUAUGAACAUCUGCUGAAAUUGCACUCGCCUAUGUAUCACAUCACAUUAAAUUAAUAAAGACUGGACACCAGAUCAAGGAUGAAAUAAUAAAACGCAGAUGGUUGUAUGGUUCAAAAGCAUCUCAUAUUAGCACAUGAAUAUGGUCACAUUGACAUAUCUGGCCAGCCUGAGUGAUAAUCCUGUCUAUGAAAUGACAGCUGACACAUAAAUGAGUAACAUCUAUCUAUCUAUCUAUCUAUCUAUCUAUCUAUCUAUCUAUCUAUCUAUCUAUCUAUCUAUCUAUCUAUCUAUCUAUCUAUCUAUCUAUAGUAAUAAUAAAGAUCUAACUAUCUGUAGUGUAUUAGCAAAUAUUGUUUCAUGCCUCAGUGCUAUUCUAAAUAUGUUAUUAGCGUGAACAAUAAAAGCAUUGCUGAAGUGUGUAGUA